Messenger RNA from Cylicostephanus goldi, 234 nucleotides. The record is from the annotation of a GenBank genome assembly. NCBI's taxonomy places the organism in Eukaryota, Metazoa, Nematoda, Chromadorea, Rhabditida, Strongylidae.
AUGGAAAAUCAAAGAUUCAAGAUGGGAGUAGUGAGACCAGAUCACCACGAUCACACUCUUUCGACUUCUUUCGAAAAUUAUACCUGUAUUAAAGCUGAAUGGCUCCGUAACAUUCCGGACAAUGCUUCAUCGUCGGUGAAGCCAAGCCCGGAUGUGCGUACGCUGGCUAACGAGGAUACCUCAGACGAGUCACUUGGUGAAUUCGGAAUGCCUUGCGGUAAUGAUGUUCGAUAG